Molecule: messenger RNA, 1195 nt
Organism: Aspergillus costaricaensis CBS 115574
Lineage: Eukaryota; Fungi; Ascomycota; Eurotiomycetes; Eurotiales; Aspergillaceae
Product: putative protein phosphatase PP1 regulatory subunit Sds22
Exons: 7
Coding region: 86-1120 (344 amino acids)
Molecular function (GO): protein binding
Source: RefSeq, a predicted model, not a curated record
ACACACACACACACACACACACACACACACACACACACACACACACACACACACGCCCACACACGCCCACACCCCAUCGCUCAACAUGAAGGACAAAAACGGCUGGGACGGAAAGCUACGGGUCGAACCGAAAGCCACGAUCACGAACCCGGAAGCCCUAGAAGACCCCGAUUACUCGGACUCGGAUGCGCCGCCUGUGGAGGAGAUCGAGGCCGAUGAGGAUCUAUUGGAGGACGAGGACCCAGACGCAGAGGAAAUCGACCUCGUUCACUGUCGCAUAACUUCGCUUCCGGCGUUGCGGUUGGAGCGGUUUCCCAAGGUGAAGAGAUUAUGUUUCCGACAGAAUCAAAUCACACGAAUCGAAUUCCCCACGGAAGUUGCCAAGUCGUUGACGGAACUCGAUCUCUACGAUAACCUGAUAUCGCAUGUGAAGGGACUUGAUGAGUUCGAGAAUUUGACCAGCUUGGAUCUUAGCUUCAAUAAGAUUAAGCAUGUUAAGAAUAUUUCGCAUUUGGUCAAGUUGACGGAUCUGUAUUUUGUGCAGAAUAAGAUCUCGAAGAUAGAGGGGGUGGAGACGUUUACGUCGUUGAGGAAUCUGGAGCUGGGGGCGAAUAGGAUUCGGGAGAUUGAGAAUCUGGAUAAUCUGAAGGCGUUGGAGGAGCUGUGGCUGGGGAAGAAUAAGAUCACGGAAUUGAAGAACCUCGAUGGCCUCUCCAACCUGCGCAUCCUCUCUAUCCAGUCGAACCGUCUCACGAGUAUCAGUGGGCUCUCGAACCUGAAGAACCUGGAGGAACUCUAUGUGUCCCAUAAUGCGAUCACCGACCUUAGCGGUCUCGAGGAGAACACCUCGCUGCGCGUGCUGGACUUUUCCAACAACCAGGUGUCCAAGCUGGAACAUGUGUCUCAUCUGAAGAAUCUGGAGGAGCUGUGGGCGUCCAACAACCAACUGUCGAGCUUCGAUGAAGUGGAGCGCGAACUCCGGGACAAGGAGAAACUCCAGACGGUGUACUUUGAGGGCAACCCGCUACAGACGAGAGCGCCAGCAUUGUAUCGGAAUAAGGUGCGGUUGGCGAUACCGCAUAUCAUGCAGGUUGACGCGACGUAUAUCCGCGUUGUGUAAGGGAACGAUUUCUUCAUCUUACAUGCCAUCAACCUCAUCCAUAGCUAUUAAUGUACCCGCCCACCUACCCAUCAC